This is a messenger RNA of Eruca vesicaria subsp. sativa (arugula), 786 nucleotides long. The record is from the annotation of a GenBank genome assembly. Lineage: Eukaryota; Viridiplantae; Streptophyta; Magnoliopsida; Brassicales; Brassicaceae.
AUGUAUUACAGUGAUCUCACGGAGACGUGGUCGAAUUUCUCUCUUUUGGUGGAUAAAGCGGUUCUUUUGUACCAACAAGAAGAUGAACAGAGAAUCUUCGAUCACUUCCCAAGAAGACCGAGAUCAUCAUCGUUCAAGAAACCUCUUCAAAACCUUAAUGGUGCUUCUACUUCUCCACUCUUCGAUCUUAACAAGAUUCCCUCAGAGAAGACAAACCCACAAAACCCUAGUUCCCUCUCAUCUUCUUCCUCUUCGUGCCUAACAGAGAACAACACAAGCCGCAAGAGACGUGCCGUGCAAGAACCAAUGCGUAGUUUCAAGAAACCAAAGGUGUCACCUUUAUUCACAUACGAGGGGAAAGAUACUCCGUAUUGGGUGGUACAAUUGAUGAGAAGCACGAAAGGAGCGCAAGACCCGAUUCUAAUCUUUGAGAAGACUCUUUUCGAAACAGAUGUCAAACCAAGCCAGAGCCGUCUCUCGAUCCCUUUCCACAAACUGAUCCGACACGACUUCUUGACACCCGUUGAGUCGAGAAUCAUCGAGGAAGACAUCAACAACAACGAAAAGAUGGGUGUGGGGGCGGUUCUUGUUGAUCAAGGCACUAAGAAGUGGGGAGUGUUCCUCAAGAGAUGGGAGAUGAAUGGUUCUUGGAACUACGCUUUGGUUUGUGGGUGGAACGAUGUCGUGAAGGCUAAUGGGAUGAAAGGUGGCGACAGCAUUAGUCUUUGGUCUUUCAGGUGCCGAGGAGUCCUCUGUUUUGCCCUUGUUCCCCUUCUUCCCAUGUGA